ACGUACGAACCCAAUUUCGGCAUGCUGCCCAACUUUUCAAGCUAAUCUAUUGAGGAGUCAGAGACUGAAACACACGACAAAUUCCGAUCUCCUGUCAAAGGGCCGAAGCAGAAGGGGUUAGUAAACGCUCUGACACUUAUAAACGGAACGCAUAGACACACCAGCUUCAUCUUCCCACCCGCCCUUCACCGCGUGUUAAAAGUAGGGCCAGGCGAGUUCGGCCCCUCACCUCCCAAUACUUUAGUUCUGUGUGGCCACUGUUGGCUAUUUUAGUCGCUGCAAUUUUGUUCUCUUCUGUGACUCGAAUCUCACUCGCAUUCAUGCGUAUGUUCUUCCGACGAGGAGAGGUUCCUUGGGAAGUCGUCGGUACGAGACAUGUCGAAUGGGUUCCUAUGUAUGACGCAGAUGAGGUACUGGAUAUUAUCCGAGUCAAUCGCGCAGAUACUUCGAUCAAAUUCGUGCAUGACAUACAUGAGUUAAAGGAUAUGCGUCAAGCAGUGCAGGCUGCUCGACAACUGCUCAUCCAGCAUAUCCAGCAGAAGAGGUAUAACACGCUGCUAUCCGAAGGAUGGCAAGUAACAAUAUUGCGCAAAGGCAACAAACACCGCGUCGAAGUGACUUACAUUGGUCGGGCAGCGUAUGUCUCGGCCAAACCGCGGCCACAUUCGUCUCCGCCGUUUCUCGACGUAUUAGACUUCUAUAAGCGGGAUAUUAGCUCGAUGUGAUUGAAGGCGAAGGAACAUCGUUCGAUUAAAUCCUGCGGGAUGUACUGGGUUUAUACUGUAUUAUUAACAUAGAGACGGCUUGAAGUGCUCGGCUGUCUGUAUGCUACACCACUCCUAAUUUAUUAGUUCGCAUUCCAUCUGCCAAUGUCGAGGACUCACCCUUCC
Messenger RNA from Somion occarium, 890 nucleotides. The record is from the annotation of a GenBank genome assembly. Lineage: Eukaryota; Fungi; Basidiomycota; Agaricomycetes; Polyporales; Cerrenaceae.